Messenger RNA from Morchella importuna, 1326 nucleotides. RefSeq lists its product as uncharacterized. Lineage: Eukaryota; Fungi; Ascomycota; Pezizomycetes; Pezizales; Morchellaceae. The transcript is spliced from 4 exons. Gene Ontology annotation, biological process: fatty acid beta-oxidation. The coding region runs from base 1 to 1326 and encodes 441 amino acids. The record is from RefSeq and is a predicted model, not a curated record. Gene Ontology annotation, molecular function: acetyl-CoA C-acetyltransferase activity.
AUGCUUUCCUCAAAGUGCUCCACAAUUGCCAAAUCCAGCUCCUCUCGAUCAAUGAUAUCCUCAGCCCCGUCAUUAAAAUCUUCCACCGGUAGCCAGAGACUCUCGCUUCUAAACCGGCAGUUCAGCACCUCCCCACAACGUUCUGUGCGAGAUGCAUACAUCCUCUCAGCUGCCAGAACGCCCACCGCAAAGUUCAACGGAGGCUUCAAAGACGUACCCGCCCCCAAACUCGGAGCCCAUGCUGUGCGGGAGGCAAUCGCUCGAUCCGGUGUACCGGCCAGUGAAAUAAGCAAUGUGUAUUUCGGAAACGUUCUACAAGCCUCAGUCGGACAGUCCCCAGCGCGACAGGUUGUCCUCUACGCAGGGCUCCCGGAAACUACUGAGGCAAUCACGAUCAAUAAAGUGUGUGCGUCCGGACUAAAGGCAGUGUCCCUUGCUGCGCAGGACAUACAGCUGGGGUUGUCGGAAGUUCAGGUUGCGGGUGGGAUGGAGAACAUGAGUAGAGUGCCGUUCUACUACCCCAGGGCAACACCUCCGUUUGGACAUGUACAGGUUGAGGAUGGGCUGAUUAAGGAUGGGCUUUGGGAUGUUUACGAUCAGAUCCACAUGGGAAACUGCGCGGAGAACACUGCCAAGAACCUUUCCAUAACUCGCGAAGACCAGGACGCCUACACCGUCGAGUCAUACAAACGGGCCAAAGCGGCUUGGGACUCUAAGGCUUUCGACGAGGAAGUCGUACCUGUAACCGUUAGCUCACGAAAGGGCGACGUGGUGAUCUCCAAGGACGAGGAGUACGAGGCGAUCAAGAUGGAGAAAAUCCCGACCCUGAAGCCGGCAUUCCAGAAAGUCGGGGGAACAGUGACCGCCGCCAACUCAAGCACCUUUAGCGAUGGGGCAAGUGCGCUGGUAAUCGGGAGCAAGGCAGUUGCCGAGAAGUACGGAGGAAACAGCAGGGUUCUUGCUAGGAUUGUUAGCUAUGCGGAUGCUGCGACAAAGCCUAUUGACUUCCCACUUGCGCCCACUUUUGCGAUUCCUAAAGCGCUUGAGAGGGCGGGGUUGGAGGUUAAGGAUAUUGCUAAGUGGGAGAUUAAUGAAGCUUUCGCUGCAGUUAGCAAGGCGAACGAAAAGAUCCUCGGACUGGACCCCUCCAAAGUAAACGUCAAGGGCGGCGCCAUCGCCUUGGGACACGCACUAGGAUCCUCUGGAUCCCGAAUCCUGACAACACUGCUCUACCUCCUCAAGCCAGGAGAGUACGGAGUAGCGGCCAUCUGCAACGGCGGUGGUGGAGCCACAGCUAUGGUUGUGCAGCGGAUUGAGAAGGUCUAA